AUGACGAGUUAAUCGUAGUUGAUCUGUACAAUGGUGCAAUUGUAUUAAUAUUGAUAAAACUAAAUAACUAAAAUAAUGUCUUCCGCACAUUUGUCCAGUGGAAAACUAAAUAUUGGAUUACUGCAAGAGCAGGCCAGAAAGCAGCUGCUCUGUUUACUCGAAAAAUGUGACGGACCAAAGGUUAUAAUUUGGGAUGAAUCACUUGGUGGGCCGAUGGGUCUUGUGGCAAAAGGUGAUACUCUUCAAGAACAUGAAGUAAUUAAAAUGUACCCAUUGGUAGGCGGACGUCUACCACCUGCUGAUGUGAGCAACGUCAUUUUUAUUACAAGGCCUCAUUUAGACCUUAUGGAUUUUAUUGCUCAAAAUAUUCAUGGUGAAGAAGGAAGCAGACAGCGCAAAGAUUUCCACAUAUUUUUUGUACCACGCAAAAGCCUACUCUGUGAAAAGAAGUUGCAAAACCGUGGAGUGUAUGGAAACUUCACACUAAUCGAAGAAUUUCCUUGUGAUCUUUUUCCUUUUGACAAUGACGUGGUCUCCAUGGAAAUAAGCAGUGCAUAUCGCGAAUUUUAUUUAGAAAAUGAUCCUACUUGUUUGUAUCAAGUAGCAAUAGCCAUACAAAAUUUGCAGAGGCUGUAUGGUAAAAUUCCAAAAGUUACUGGAAGAGGACCUGCUGCCAGUAAAGUCUGGGACUUGAUGCAGAGACUAGAAAAGGAAAAUGAGGAAACGAAGUCUAAAGAGGUACAGACACCUGUUAUUGAGCAUUUACUUUUACUCGACAGAUCAAUAGACUUAUUGUCGCCUCUCGUAACUCAACUGACGUAUGAGGGCUUGAUUGAUGAGAUUUAUGGAAUACACAAUACCACUGUAAAAUUGCCAGCUGAAAAGUUUGCAAGUUCUGAUGAGUCGCCUACUAUGUCGCUUGAAAAAAAAAUACAACAAAUAAUACUCAAUUCGGGAGAAGAGAUUUUUGCUGAGAUAAGAGAUAAAAACUUCAAUGGAGUGGGACCAGUACUGAGUAAAAAGGCCAGAGUGAUAUCAUCGCAAUUUGAUGAAAGGCAUUCUGACAAAAGUGUACAGGAAAUAAGGAAAUUUGUAGCAAGGCUACCUCACAUGCUAGCUACUAAACAAUCUUUAGCCAAGCAUACAACCAUUGCAGAAAUGAUCAAAGAAGUUACUGACUCCACGAAUUUCUUGGAAACAUUGCAAAUCGAACAAGAACUGCUCAACUGCAUAGAUACUGACAAACCAAAUUCUUACAUAGAGGACUUGAUAGCCCAACAAGAACCAAUUUUAAAAGUACUGCGACUCUUGUGCAUUCAAUCUAUAACGAACUCUGGCUUGAAGCAAAAACUACUAGAUUAUUACAAACGAGAAAUCGUGCAGACUUACGGCUAUGAAUACUUGCCGACUUUACUAAAUUUAGAAAAAGUAGGCCUACUAAAAGUCCAACAGUCCGUCAGGCAGUACACGGUGUUACGAAAAGCAUUGAGACUAACGGUAGAAGACGAGAGCGAAAUCGCGCCAAAGGACAUAAGCUACGUACAUUCUAUUUACGCGCCUUUGAGCAUUAGAUUGGCAGAACAAUUAGUGCAACCAGGAGGAUGGCAAGGGCUGAAUGACAUUCUUGGUUUACUGCCAGGACCUGCGAUCAACAGUGUUGCUCAAAAAUCGGCUUCUGGCAGAAGAAAUUCAAUGACAAGCGAGGACUCAUCUUCGGAGCCAUCGAAACUCAUAUUAGUAUUUUUCAUUGGUGGCUGUACAUUUGCAGAAAUCUCGGCCCUGAGAUUUCUUUCCCAGCAAGAAGAAUUAAACGUUGAAUUUGUCAUUGGUACAACCAAACUCAUUAAUGGAGAUACAUUCAUUUCCUCAUUGAUGGAACAAAUGCCUAAAUGAUUUACGUGU
Copidosoma floridanum is the source of this 1902-nucleotide messenger RNA. RefSeq names its product vacuolar protein sorting-associated protein 33A (gene car). Gene Ontology annotation, biological process: vesicle-mediated transport. NCBI's taxonomy places the organism in Eukaryota, Metazoa, Arthropoda, Insecta, Hymenoptera, Encyrtidae. The record is from RefSeq and is a predicted model, not a curated record.